UUAUGAAGGAUCGAAGUAAGGACUUGUAUUUUCACUUGAACAGAAGUGUGUGUAGCAGCAGAAAGAAAGAAAGAAAGAAAGAAAGAGGAAUAAAAAUAAAAUGGGGAUCCGAUUCGUGUUAAUGGUGAACAAACAAGGACAGACCCGUCUUGCUCAGUAUUACGAAUACCUCACUGUUGAAGAACGACGAACCCUUGAAGGCGAAAUUGUUCGUAAAUGUCUCGCCCGUAAUGAAAACCAGUGUUCAUUUGUUGAGCAUCGCAACUACAAAAUUGUAUAUAGGCGCUAUGCAUCUUUGUUUUUCCUUGUUGGAGUUGAUGAUGGCGAGAAUGAACUUGCUAUUUUGGAAUUCAUACAUCUCUUAGUCGAAACCAUGGAUCGACAUUUUGGCAACGUGUGUGAGCUAGAUAUCAUGUUUCAUUUAGAAAAGGUACAUUUUAUGUUGGAGGAAAUGGUCAUGAAUGGUUGUAUUGUGGAAACGAGCAAAUCAAAUAUUCUGACUCCUAUUCAACUGAUGGAUAAAACAUCGUAAGAGAUACAAAGGAAACAAAAGAAGAAUUCAUGUAUUUCUAUGUUACAAUUACCUGUCACUGUUGCUUUAUGUGUACAAUCAAGUGAAUAUAAACUGCAUCGGUUUAUCUCCAAUUUUCUUUAUGAAUAAUGAAUAAAACAAUAGUUCGUAUUUCAUUUUUAUAA
Medicago truncatula (barrel medic) is the source of this 696-nucleotide messenger RNA. Its product is annotated as AP-4 complex subunit sigma. Gene Ontology annotation, biological process: protein transport. NCBI's taxonomy places the organism in Eukaryota, Viridiplantae, Streptophyta, Magnoliopsida, Fabales, Fabaceae. The transcript is spliced from 4 exons. Bases 101 to 532 code for a protein of 143 amino acids. The record is from RefSeq and is a predicted model, not a curated record.